This is a messenger RNA of Hemisphaericaspora subhashii, 834 nucleotides long. RefSeq lists its product as uncharacterized. The record is from RefSeq and is a predicted model, not a curated record. Lineage: Eukaryota; Fungi; Ascomycota; Pichiomycetes; Serinales; Debaryomycetaceae. Gene Ontology annotation, biological process: proteasome assembly. The coding region runs from base 1 to 834 and encodes 277 amino acids. The transcript is spliced from 2 exons.
AUGUUGAUUAAACCAAUUGUGGACAUAAGAAAUCCUCGUCAUAUGCUUGAAGAUGAAGAUGUUGAAGAUGCAAAACCUCAUCCCAUUCCAAUUAUUUCUAUUGACUUAACAAUUGAUACUAUUGACAAUAUGAUCAUCAUUCCAAAAACGUUAAGUAUAUUACAAGAUCAAUUACCCGAUAUGAAACCGAUAGGAUCUGUUAAAAUAGAUUAUCCUGAAUUAUAUCAACCUUUGACUACUGAAGAAUCAAUUGAAAAAGAAGAAGAAGAAUAUGAUGAGGACGUACAGUUAUAUAAUGCAAUUGCUGCCCAGAGACUAAAGACUAGAUAUCCAGUGACUGGGAUUCCAAUACUAGCAAAUGGAACUACUAUUUCAUUGACAAUUCCUCAUUUUGUCAAUACAAUCACUUAUAAUAUAUUAGCAAGGGCAUUGGUUAAGAAAUUUAAACCAAAUCAGACAUGGAUUGUUUUAUCUCCAUGUAGUAUGAAUAAUAAUCAAUCCAUAAAUAGAUUAGUGAUUGGUCAAGGAGUCGAACAAAUAUAUUUGCCUCCGCUCGUUGAAUCUAUUCCGAUUUUGAAACCUCCACAUACUAUUACUGGUAUUUCCGCAGCUAUUAUUUCUCAAUUGAAUAUCAUGAAUGAAUCUAGAGUGGUUGGGUUGGUUUUAAAUUCGGAAGGUCAACCAGGAUUCGAAAAGUCGGAUAAUGAUGCAAUCAUUGAUGCUUGUUUCGUUAUUGGUAAUAUAUUGAAUAUAGAUGAUAAGGAAUACAUGACUAGAGUAAGUUCAAGUGUUAGAAAAUUUAAUGGAUACUCUAAUUCCGGGAUGUAUAUAUAG